Lineus longissimus is the source of this 2938-nucleotide messenger RNA. RefSeq lists its product as uncharacterized. The record is from RefSeq and is a predicted model, not a curated record. NCBI's taxonomy places the organism in Eukaryota, Metazoa, Nemertea, Pilidiophora, Heteronemertea, Lineidae. Gene Ontology annotation, molecular function: pseudouridylate synthase activity; kinase activity. The transcript is spliced from 18 exons. The coding region runs from base 86 to 2317 and encodes 743 amino acids.
CUUUGCACAAGCGACAUGAGAUUUGUCAGAUUUUGAUAAAAAUAUCUGGAAAAACACCCCUUUUUAUUUCAUUUCGUGUUAUACCAUGUUACGUCGUGCGUGGCAGAGCUCAGGGAAACUCUCAGGGGGCCACUGCCAAGGGAGGAAUACAAGUUCUUGGUUGCCAUGGACACAAAGACGAUGGAUCUCGGAUUAUUUCGUUCUAUCAGAAGAAGUGUCAGAGGGCAUAAACAGUAAGAAGCCAGUAGUUGCCCUGGAGAGUACAAUCAUCACACAUGGCAUGCCAUAUCCACAUAACCUAAGCACUGCCAAAGAAGUGGAGGAGGUAAUAAGGAACAAUGGUGCCAUCCCUGCCACAGUGGCCAUCUUGAAUGGCAGAAUUCAUGUCGGGUUGACGGAGCCGGAACUAGAGGAAUUGGCAUCAAGUACGACACCAGCUGUCAAGACUUCUCGUCGAGAUCUACCUCAUGUGAUUAGUCAGAAACUGAAUGGUGGUACUACCGUAUCUGGGACUAUGAUUGCUGCCAACAAAGUUGGGAUACCCAUAUUUGUGACCGGAGGCAUAGGAGGUGUUCACAGAGGGGCUGAGUCCUCCAUGGACAUAAGCGCAGAUUUAACCGAGCUUGGCAGAACACCUGUAGCCGUCGUAUCAGCUGGAGUGAAGUCUAUUCUAGACAUAGGGAGAACACUGGAAUAUUUGGAAACUCAGGGAGUUGGUGUCUUCUCCUAUGGACCAACGAAAGACUUCCCUGCCUUCUUCACCCCUAAAAGUGGAUUUGAUGCUCCUUACAAUGUGAGGACACCCAUGCAGGCUGCACAGAUAAUCGAUUCCAGUCUUUCCCUUGGCCUUGGAAGUGGUCUUCUGUUUGGCGUGCCAAUCCCAUCAGAUUUAGCGGCGUCUGGAGAAGAGAUAACACAAGCAAUACAGCAAGCUGUAGAAGAAGCGCGACAAAAGAACGUCGCAGGCAAACUCGUGACACCCUAUAUUCUUCAGAGGGUGAAUGAACUGACAAAAGGAGAGUCCUUGAAGUCCAACAUUGCCCUGGUGAAAAACAAUGCUGACAUCGGCAGCAAAAUAGCUUGUGAGCUGACAAAGCUGAGGUCUGAUGAUUCUAGCAGUGAUCAAAAUGCAAGUGGUGCUGUUGGAGGUGGAGAAAAGAAAUGGACAAUCUCCCAGUCGAGGACUCUUCUAGAAUCAAUCAAAACUGGAAGACCAGUUGUGAUUGGAGGUUCUAACGUUGAUUUCGUCACAACAAUGAAGACAGAGCAUUAUACAUCGAAUGGUGCUACCUAUCCAGGUGAAGUGAGACAGUCCUAUGGAGGUGUUGGCCGGAACAUUGCAGACUGCAUGAGCCGACUCGGCCACCCUCCACUCUUCAUCUCUGCCGUUGGUAAAGACAUGCAUGCCGGCUUGUUACUGAAACACUGCAGUUCACACAUGGAUUUGUCAGGCAUCCAGCAGUUAGAUGACAUAUCCACUGCUACCUAUUGUGCAGUGUUGGAAUCGACGGGUCGUCUGCUCUAUGGAAUCGGUGACAUGAAGAUCCAUGACAGAAUCACUAAAGGAAUGAUUGCCAAGCAUGAAGACGCCAUCUCACAAGCCAGUGUUGUUGCACUAGAUGGCAAUAUUCCAGCCGACUCCAUCAAGUACGUCAUUGAUUUGUGUAAUGAAACCAAGGUUCCAGUUUGGUAUGACUGCACCGACAUCUUGAAAGCCUGCAAACCAUUCCUAUCAGAUGCUUGGAAGAAGUUGACAUACAUCAGACCAAACUUGAAGGAGCUAGAAAUGAUGCAUUCAUACGCCACCGGCAAACCAAAGGAUCCACUGUUGCUCAAGACCGUCACUAACUGCCAAGAGAAGAUAGAUGUCAUCUUGUCCCUGUGUCAAACCCUCGUUAACUACAUUCCAAAUAUCAUCACAACAAUGGGGAAAGAUGGAGUGAUGGUCUGCAGGAAUAAGAAGGCGGAAGUUCCGUUCCCUAUCAGAGGGAGACCAAUAAUGGAAUCCAAUGGAAUGUCUGCUGUCUACUACCAGCCAUGCACUCCUGACCAAAGACCAUCUAAUAUCGCCAGUGUUUCUGGAGCUGGUGACUGCCUCAAUGCAGCAAUGUUGUGUGGCAUCAUUCAGAAUCACGCCCCGGACAUCUGCAUCAAGAUGGGACUCAAAGCUGCCAACCAUACAUUAACAGAUGUCAAUCCAGUCCCAGAGACUCUCAACCCUGGCGAUUUCAGUCCUGCCAAAAUUGAAAGGUGGGCCCCGUGGAUGGCAGUACAUCACCGUCUUGUGGAUCAAGGAUACAGUAUAUCAUUUGAUUGACUCUCAGGAACUUAGUCAUUUCAUUUGUCCCCCGACAACGAGCACCUCAGAUGAGGGUGACACCCGUGGCUUUCAAGGAACUAAAAUUCCUGGCUCAUUACAGUCCUUUGAAUGAGACUAAGAACUGAGGGUCCUGGUGUCUAUGCCAGGGCCCAAGCAAAAGAUCACCCACCAAGUGAGACACAUGAGUAGCUUGCGUGGAAUACCUCUGGCCAAAGACAAGCCACUGGGCCAAUAAACCCAAUAGAAUAGUGUGGAGUCUUCCAGCUGGUUAUUGUUUGGACAAUUGUGACUCUUCCAGCUGGUGGAUUUGGCAUGCGACCCUUGGUAAGCAGGGAAAUGUUUCCUCAGUUUCAACCCCGACCCAGGGGCUGCCGGUAUAGUUUAUUCAAUGUAAUAUGCAUGUCAUGGUGCUGACCAUCCUGAGAUGACAUAUUGUCCUCAAUGUUUUGAGAAAUUUUGUAAUUGAAUGAAUCACAAUCAUGACUCUUUUAUGUAAGAAUAUUCAAAUCUCCCUUGAUUACGUAGCUUGGGUUAACUUUUGAAUUUCUUGAAUGUACAACCAUGACCAAAUAAAGAGCAUACUUAGUUAUUUUGGACAGGGUAUUGAUUUAGAAAAAU